Messenger RNA from Penicillium argentinense, 603 nucleotides. It is a transcript of the gene racA, whose product is annotated as putative Rho GTPase Rac. Lineage: Eukaryota; Fungi; Ascomycota; Eurotiomycetes; Eurotiales; Aspergillaceae. Gene Ontology annotation, cellular component: cell cortex; cytoplasmic vesicle; cytoskeleton. Gene Ontology annotation, molecular function: protein kinase binding; GTPase activity; GTP binding. Bases 1 to 603 code for a protein of 200 amino acids. The transcript is spliced from 6 exons. The record is from RefSeq and is a predicted model, not a curated record. Gene Ontology annotation, biological process: regulation of cell shape; establishment or maintenance of cell polarity; regulation of actin cytoskeleton organization.
AUGGCGACGGGUCCGGCCACUCAAUCGCUCAAGUGCGUGGUGACUGGUGAUGGUGCAGUGGGCAAAACAUGUCUGCUCAUCUCGUACACAACAAAUGCCUUUCCCGGGGAGUAUAUCCCGACCGUCUUUGACAACUACACGGCCUCGGUCAUGGUGGAUGGCCGGCCGAUUAGCCUGGGACUGUGGGAUACCGCCGGACAAGAAGAUUACGACCGCCUCAGGCCGCUCUCCUACCCGCAAACCGACGUUUUCCUGAUCUGUUUCUCGAUCGUCAGCCCACCCUCCUUCGAUAACGUCAAGGCCAAGUGGUUCCCGGAGAUCGAGCACCAUGCCCCCAAUGUCCCCAUCAUCCUGGUCGGUACUAAGCUGGACCUUCGAGACGACCGUGCAACCACCGAAGCCCUUCGAUCCCGCAAGAUGGAGCCCGUCUCCUACGAGCAGGCCCUAGCUGUGGCCAAGGAAAUCCGCGCCCAUAAGUACCUGGAAUGUUCCGCCCUGACGCAGCGGAACCUGAAGAGCGUCUUUGACGAAGCUAUUCGUGCUGUCCUUAACCCCCGUCCGGCCGCAAAGUCCGGGAGAAAGAACAAAUGCAAGAUCCUGUAG